GAGCUUUAGUCAGCACUAGAGUCUGUGAAAUCUAAUUCCAAUCAUUAUCAGAAACCCUUUCCUUUUCUGGAAAACAUAAUGGCCCUCUUGAAGAAAUUGGAAGCAAGUUUUGAGGUGAAUGUUCCUGCAAACCAGUUUCAUAAUGUCUACAGUUGCAGACCACACCAUGUAUCCAUUAUGAGCCCUGAAAGAAUUCAAGGUGUUGAACUCCAUGAAGGCGAAUGGGGGAAAGAAGGCUCUGUUAUCUGCUGGAAUUAUACUCAUGAUGGAUCUCUCAAGAUAGCCAAGGAGAUAAUUGAAGUCAUAGAUGAUGUGAACUUAUCAACCACCUUCAAAGUGAUAGGAGGAGAUCUUCUGAAGGAUUACAAGAGCUUCAAAUUCAUAGUUCAAGCUACACAGAAGGGGGAUGGAAGCUUGGUGCACUGGACCUUGGAAUAUGAGAAGGUACAUGAGAACACUCCAGCUCCCAAUACACUGAUGGACUUUGUUGUUCAUUGCAGCAAGGAUAUUUCUGCUCACCUUAAGCAAGCCCAGGCUAACUGAUGGAGCUUCAGCUAUAUAUGCUCUAAUCUAUCAUGCAAUGCAUGUUUAUAAAUAAGGGUUAUGUAAUAAAGCACCAGCUCUGUUCUACGUGGGUUUGCUAAUAAUAAUAUCUACCUUCGUUCA
Molecule: messenger RNA, 666 nt
Organism: Manihot esculenta (cassava)
Lineage: Eukaryota; Viridiplantae; Streptophyta; Magnoliopsida; Malpighiales; Euphorbiaceae
Product: MLP-like protein 31
Exons: 2
Coding region: 79-543 (154 amino acids)
Biological process (GO): defense response
Source: RefSeq, a predicted model, not a curated record